Molecule: messenger RNA, 2128 nt
Organism: Scatophagus argus
Lineage: Eukaryota; Metazoa; Chordata; Actinopteri; Scatophagidae
Product: tropomyosin alpha-1 chain-like
Exons: 9
Coding region: 16-861 (281 amino acids)
Biological process (GO): actin filament organization; muscle contraction
Cellular component (GO): actin filament
Molecular function (GO): actin filament binding
Source: RefSeq, a predicted model, not a curated record
AAACACUAAGCAGCCAUGGAUGCCAUCAAGAAGAAGAUGCAGAUGCUCAAGCUCGACAAGGAAAAUGCCAUGGAUAGAGCUGAGCAGGCCGAGUCAGACAAGAAGGCAGCUGAGGACAGGAGCAAACAGCUUGAGGAUGACCUGGUAGCACUGCAGAAGAAACUGAAGGCAACUGAGGAUGAGUUGGACAAGUACUCUGAAGCCCUGAAGGAUGCCCAGGAGAAACUGGAGCUCGCUGAGAAGAAGGCCACAGAUGCUGAGGGUGAUGUAGCUUCCCUGAACAGACGUAUUCAGCUGGUUGAGGAGGAGUUGGACCGUGCUCAGGAGCGUCUGGCCACAGCUCUGACCAAGCUGGAGGAGGCUGAGAAGGCUGCUGAUGAGAGUGAGAGAGGCAUGAAGGUCAUUGAGAACAGGGCGAUGAAGGACGAGGAGAAGAUGGAGCUGCAGGAGAUCCAGCUGAAGGAGGCCAAACACAUUGCAGAGGAGGCUGACCGCAAAUACGAGGAGGUGGCCCGUAAGCUGGUGAUCAUUGAGAGUGACUUGGAACGUACAGAGGAGCGUGCUGAGCUCUCUGAGAGCAAAUGCUCUGAGCUUGAGGAGGAGCUGAAAACUGUGCAGAACAACCUGAAGUCUUUGGAGGCUCAGGCAGAGAAGUACUCGCAGAAGGAGGACAAGUACGAGGAGGAGAUCAAGGUUCUUACAGACAAGCUGAAGGAGGCUGAGACCCGUGCUGAGUUUGCUGAGAGAUCAGUCGCCAAGCUUGAGAAGACCAUUGAUGACCUGGAGGACCAUCUAUACAAGCAACUUGAGAAAAACCGUCUUCUGACCAAUGAACUGAGAGUAGCUUUAAACGAGGCUUAAACAGGAACGGCCACUUUUUUGCUUUCAUUCUUAUGAAACUCAAAUGUCCAGGCAUAUUGUCUAAUGCUGUGAUUAUUAAAAGAGUAUAGACAACAGUGUCCAUGACACAAAAGGCAAACCAAGUAAUGCUUUGAACAGGUGGGAUACAAAUGUAUGAUUUUCACAUUAUGCAUGCUCAAACUAUACUUUCAGGUGGAAGGUCAGACAACCUCAGAUUAUGACAUGAAUGGAUUUGAUGUAUUAGCCUCAGUUAUUGACAGGGCUGUAGCACAUGAGUCCAGUUGAAACCUGCGUGGUGCUUUUGCCCAUCGGUUGAAGGCUGGUGAUGAUGCCAGUGACCAACAUCUGGGAAGGCUCACAAAAUGCUGCAAGGGGAUCAGAAUUCUUUCCACAUCUCAGAAUCAUCUUCUGUAUUGAUAAACCUGAACUAAGGAUAUGUUUUCAACCAAAAGAAUUAGUAUAAACUGAAAAUCACAAGAUGAAGUGUAUUGAGCUGUGCUGAGAACUGAGCUGCCCAUUAUCUUGGUUUUAAAGUAGUUUUCUCUUGUUCCAGUGGGAACUAAUUUGCUUUUUUUGCUGGAGGGUUUACUUAGCUUUUUUUAUUAUUAUUAUUUAUUUCUGUCUGUAGCAUUUCAGUCAGGACAUACCAGAGUUUUGACAAUUUUUUCUUUGCAUUAACAAUACAUUUGCUUUCAGGUAUGUGGUUCUGAGCCUUGGAAUUUGAGCAAAUCUGAGUAAACUUGACAGACAGUCCCUGAUCUCAUAGUUUGAAUGAACUUUGGAUGGUGACAGGGAGAUAAAUUUUGACAUAUAAAGGGGGGGUUUUCCAUGGAGGUUUGGGGUUAAAUUGGUGCUCAAUUUUAUCUUCGUUGAUCUGAAACAGUUGGGAGAACGUGCUUGGACUUGAUACUGUAGGCCAUGAGCAACAUUUAAAAUCCAUUGUCAAACCAGCGACUUGGCAAGGAGCCAUUCCUUUGUCCUAAACCCAGCUCAUAUAGUCUGGACUACAGCCCUGUCUAUAGCUUGAGUAUAAUAUUUACAGUGAAUUGGCUCUCGGUAUUGUAGUUGAGGAUAUGUAAUUUAUGAACACUAACCUCUGUUACUGAAUAAGAUAUACUGAGAGGUGAUAUUUGUCACAUGUGUAAGGUUUGUAACAAUGUCCACCACCUGUCUAACACUCUUAUCCUGGGCUAAAGCUUUGUCCAUGAAUAUUCUGUGCAUCUUAUCGCUGUUCAUUUUGUUCUUAAUUUUAACCGAUGCAAUGCUA